Messenger RNA from Polistes dominula (European paper wasp), 3694 nucleotides. RefSeq names its product rad2 superfamily protein mus201 (gene mus201). Gene Ontology annotation, molecular function: DNA endonuclease activity; single-stranded DNA binding. NCBI's taxonomy places the organism in Eukaryota, Metazoa, Arthropoda, Insecta, Hymenoptera, Vespidae. Gene Ontology annotation, biological process: nucleotide-excision repair. The record is from RefSeq and is a predicted model, not a curated record. Gene Ontology annotation, cellular component: nucleus.
UAUGGAUUUAUAAUUAGUAUUGUAUUGUAUAAAGCUGUUAGCUGUUUAACCUGUAUCGCUAACAGGGUGCGCUAGUUGUAUUGUUUUCUUUUAUCAGCUGCUCGUCACAUCAGUCUGUCUAUACGAUAAUCAUUUUACAUUCUAAUAUUAAUUAUCGUUAAAUAAUAAAAAUUAAGAAAUAUUUAUAUAUGUAUUAUAUAUCGUAACAAAUGAUAAUUUUUUAGCAUUUAUUGGAAUAUUUCAUAGGAAACGAUAAUUAGAAAUUGUAUUCUGAUAUCAUGGGAGUACUUGGCCUAUGGCGAUUAAUUGAAGCUACUGGAAAAGCAGUUCCUUUGGAAACAUUAGAAGGAAAAGUUUUAGCUAUCGAUGUCUCUAUAUGGAUUCAUCAGGUGUUGCAAGGAUAUCAAGAUCGUCAUGGUAAUCCUAAACCUAAUGCCCAUCUAAUCGGAUUAUUUAAUAGGAUUUGUAAACUAUUGUACUAUAAAAUCAAACCGGUAUUUGUCUUUGAUGGGGGUGUCCCUAUGCUUAAAAAAUCUACAAUUGCUGCACGCAGGAAGCAGAAAUCUAUUGCUACGAGUAAGGCACAGAAGAUGAGGGCAGAUUUGAUAAAUAACUUGAUAAAGCAUACAGUUGUGAAAAGUGCAUUAAAUAAGAAAAAUGUAGAUGAAAAUAUUGAAUCUUCUGAAAUAUCAACAAUAAAACAUAUUUAUAGUAAAUCAUCUGUAAAUGAUGUUUUCAAACUACCAGAAUUAACUAAUAUGGAUGGAAAGGAGUAUAUAAGUAGUGAUGACUCAGAUUCAUCUAUGCAAUUAAGUCCAAGAAAGCAAACUAAAUGGAUGGGCAAUAUUCACAGUGUAGAUUUGUCUACUGCGGAGUUUAAAUCACUGCCUGCUGAUGUGCGUUAUGACAUUCUUACAGAUCUUAAGGAGACUAGAAAACAGAGUUCAUGGGGACGUUUACAUGAAAUGCCUGAAGAAACUAAUAAAUUUUCUACUUUUCAAAUGAAACGCUUAUUAAAACGUAGAUUUGUACAAGAAUCGUUAGAAACUGCCGAAAAAGAAAUGGGAGGUAAAACUUUAACUUUAGAGGAAUUGGAAAAAUUAUUAACCGAACAGGGUGUUCAGACUAAUAGAGAUAAUGCGUACCGCAUUGCAUCGGACAGUACGUCUAGAGUCAUUUAUAUUAGCGAUAAAGAUAAAUUAAUUCGUAAUACUUCUACUGAGGAUAAAACAAGUAAGGAAGAUGUCUUAGAAGAGAGCAUAAAUGAGGAAGUUGAACCUGUUGCAGGCCCCAGUGGUAUUACAAUAACUCAAAAUAGCUUAAAUAAAUUUCAACUAAGCGAUGGAGAUAGUGACAGUAAUUUAACAAGUUAUAGCAACUCUGUACCUAUUAUUGAUAAUAUAAAUGAAUAUGAAUUUGGUAGCGAUUGGGAAUCAGAAAGUGAAAAAAAUGAAUCUUUACCGUUUCCUAAUAAAUAUUUGAGUAAAAAUAACAUUAAUCCUGCUUUAGCAUAUAUGUUAGAGCAUAGCGGUUUGACGCAAGAACAAAUUAUUCAGCUUAUGGAACAAAAUAGAAAAGAGAGUAAAACAAAAAUAACUGAUACUCAUUCAAGUGGAAGUACAAAAUCAUUAUCUGCAUUAGAUUCAACUACAAAUAAUGUAAUGAAACAUCAACAAAUGAAAGAAGAUAAUAUUACUGAAGACAAUAUAUUAGAUGUCAAAGAAAUUGUGGAGAAGAAUAUAUCUUUGUACUCAGUUUCAGAGAACUCUACUUCGAAUGUUACGACAGAAAGCAUUGAGCAUAGUAGUAGCGAUUUGCAGUUUAUAAAAGAUAAUGAUGAAAUCAUUUCAUGCGAGGAGAGAGUCGAGUGUCAGAAACAACCUGUCCCUAUAAGAAAUAUGCGUCAGUUAGAUACACAUACGACAGAUUCAGAUUCUGAUGAAUUUAUCGAAAUACCAGAUGUUCCAGUACUUUAUUCAAAAGAGAUUACUAAAAAACAUGAUAUUGAAAUAACAUUUAAAUCUGAUGACAAAAUUGAAGAAGAUGAUAUAUUUGCUGAUGUAUUUAAAGAGCCAAGUCGAGAUAUAUUUUCACAUUUUACUGAAUCUGCUGUUACCUCUUCAUCGAUAGAACACACUGUUUCAAAGAUAGUUUCUGAAGAUUUAAAUAAAAAUAAGACGAAGAAUGAGGACAAAAGUGAACUUUCAGGAACAUUAAUAUCGAAAAGUUGUAGUUUUAACGAAAUUUCAUUAGAUAAAAACAGCAUUGACAGUGAUAAAAACAAAGAACGUGUUCAUAUGAGUAUCCAAUCAAGUAUUGUGAAUGAAGAAGAAAGUAAAAAAAUUCAAAAUAACAAUACUCUCAUAGAUGCAGAAUCAAAAAUUGUUAGUGAUGAAGGUAAAUUAUCGGAGGAUACGACGAAAGGAAAACAGGAAAACAUCUUGCCUAGGAACGAGACUGAACUUUUAGAGUUAAAGGCAAAUCUAGAGCAUGAACAAAUUCAAUUAACGGAAACUAUGGGUAAAUUGGAGAGGCAAGCUACAGACAUAUCCGAUCAAAUUAGGAUUGAGGCUCAGGAGCUUUUACGUUUAUUCGGUAUACCUUACGUUGUUGCACCAAUGGAGGCAGAAGCUCAAUGUGCUUAUUUAGAACAGAUUAAUCUUACCGAUGGGACGAUCACAGAUGACUCCGAUAUUUGGCUUUUUGGAGGUCAAUGCGUUUAUAAAAACUUCUUCAAUAACAACAAAACAGUAUUACAAUUUCAAUCUUGCGAUAUACAACAUCAUUUUAAACUGACUCGUCAUCAAUUAAUACAAUUGGCUCUUUUGGUUGGAAGCGAUUAUACUACAGGUAUACCUGGUAUUGGUCCUGUAACAGCACUUGAAAUAUUAGCCGCAUUUCCCACGCAAGGAGAUAAUUUGUUACAUGGUUUAAUCAAUUUUUGUUUAUGGAUACAAAGGGAUAAAGCUAUAGAUUCUAGCAAAAAAUCCUUACGUAACAAGUUGAAAAAUAUACAAAUUGAAAAAGGUUUUCCAAGUCAAGCUGUUGUACAAGCAUAUAUGUUCCCUGCGGUAGACGAAUCUAAAGAAAAGUUUACAUGGGGUCGACCUAAUUUGAUAUUAUUGUCGGACUACACGAGCCAUAAAUUUGGAUGGACUAAGGAUAAAUUUAAUGAGAUAAUAAAGCCAGUUAUAAAAAGAAUGGAGGAAUCUAAACAACAACAAACGAUAGAAUCAUAUUUUAAAUUAAAAGCAAUACCAAAGUCCAUUGAAAUGAAUUUAAGUAAGAGAAUUAAAAAAGCUGUUAAUAGUUUAAAUGGUAAUAAUGUAGAGUUGAAUACAAAUGAAACUGAUACGAAUGAAAAGAUGGGAAAACGUGUAAACAAGCGAGUACCUAAAACACUAAAUAAAAGACAGAAAAGCGAUAGUAUAGAUCUUAUUGAAUCAAAGGAUAUAAGUAAAAAGUUGAUGUAUAAUACAUCUAUUAAUGAUAAUGACAAAAAUAUCAAGGAAUAUAUACCACAGAGGGAAAAAGACAAAGCAAAUUCUUUGAAAAGGAAAAUGCACGCAAUAGAAGUAUUUAGAAAAUCUAAAUCUGGACUAGAUAAAACUAAAAAGAUCAAACGUAAUGUUCGAAAAAUGGUACAAGAAGCGAAACUUUCUGAAAGUAGUGAUAGUAAUUAGUAUUAAUUAAU